UCAUGGAUCUCAGUGUCUAUCCCAAGGGACAAGGAACUAAGCCUUGAAUUAGCUAAAUUUGUUUCGGAAGACUUUCAAAAUUCAAAAAAGGAGUCCAGCCAAUAUGCCAACAGUGAAUUGCGGGUGCACCAAAAAGGAGGCUCGUGUCCAUGUCAUCUACGUGGGCGGCACCAUUGGAAUGAUGCGCAACGACUCGGGAGUUCUGCACACCGUGCCCGGGAUGUUGGCUGAGCGGCUCCACGAAAUUCCCAGCUGCCACGACUUGAAGUACACCAGCCAAGUGCAUGGUAAGGGCUAUAUGGCACUGCCAGCGGUUUCAGGAGCUCCGUAUCGUGUCAUCUACGAUCUGGUCGAGUUCUGUCCCCUGCUGGACUCCAGCUGCAUGGGCAUCUGUGACUGGAAGCGCAUGGCCAACGAAGUGGGGACCAACUACCAGUCCUAUGACGGCUUCGUGAUCCUUCACGGAACGGAUACCUUGGCCUACUCCGCCUCGGCGCUGGCCUUCAUGCUGGAGAAUUUGAACAAACCCGUAGUGGUCACCGGUGCCCAGAUGCCGAUUUUUGAGGCCCGGUCCGAUGGACGGGACAACUUCCUGGGCGCACUGCUGAUAGCAGGGAACUACAACAUACCCGAGGUACUUGUCUUUUUCGGGAACAAGAUCCUUCGUGGCUGUCGCUCCACUAAGCUCAACUCGGACUCCUUCCACGCCCUCGAUUCGCCAAAUUUUGCUCCGUUGGGCCGGGCAGGUGUGAACAUCGAGAUCAACAGCCGUCAGAUCUUCCGUCCCUGCAAUGUGAAACCAUUUUCACUGCACAGCGAGCUGGAGAAGAACGUGGCCCUGCUGCGCAUUUACCCGGGAAUAACUGUCAGUGUGGUGCAGGCCUUCCUCAAGGAUCCUAUUAAAGGUGUGGUUCUUCAGACCUUCGGGGCCGGCAACUUUCCGGUGAACCGUGAGGAGUUACUGGACGAACUGAGAGAGGCGGUCCACCGCGGCGUCAUCGUCGUGAACAUCACCCAGUGUUCGGCGGGCAUGGUUACGAACACCUACGAGACGGGUCAUGCGCUGCUCGAGGUGGGCGUAAUCCCCGGCUAUGACAUGACCCAGGAGGCCGCCUUCGCCAAACUGGCCUACGUGCUGUCCAAGCCGGAAUGGGACGUGGCCAACAAGAAGAAGGUGAUGCUGCUGAGCCUGCGCGGCGAGCUGACCACCAACAAGGUGGCCAAGAUCAACGACAUCGACCUGAUCGAGGGCGUUGCCCGCACCCUGCACAUGUCCACGGGGCUGGAGCGUCAGCAGAUGUGCUCCACCUUCUAUCCCGCUUUGGUGGCAGCUGCCGUCACCGAGGGUGAUGUCCACAAGUUGGGCGAUCUCAAGCAGUACGGUGCCAAUCUGUGCGACACCAACUGCGACGGACGCUCAGCCCUGCACCUGGCCUGUUUCCUGGGCAAGCUGAACUGCGUCUGCUUCCUGAUCUCGUCCGGCUGUCCGGUGAAUGUGCACGAUCGGUUCAAUCGCACGCCGUUGCACGAGGCCAUCGACACGGACAACCACGAUGUUAUCAAGGCGCUGCUCAAGCACGGAGCGAAGUUGAAUGAUCAGCCGCUGGUUCAGGCAGAGCUGCUGCGUGCCCUCACGGAGCGAGGCAAGAUCCAGCGAUUGGAGUCCUUCCGGGUGGCUGGGGCCAAUCUCACGCUGGCAGAUCGAACCGGACGCACUGCCCUGCAUUACGCCUGCCAGUUGGGCAACCACGAGGUCGUUGAGUAUCUGCUGCCGCACUACAAGAAUCCGUACGUAAAGGAUGAGCUGGGCAUGAGUCCCAUUGACUACGCCAAGGCAGCCAAUCAUGCCCACAUCCUUACACUGCUACGAUUCCGGGAGAGCGAGUUGGCCAAGGAGGAUCCUUGUUCCUGUUCGAAUUAGGAUAUAUAUAUUAUAUAUAUUAGACCCAAGUUCCGAAUUUUGAAAUUAAAGAUGCUUCUCUUUUUUUUUGUCAAA
Messenger RNA from Drosophila elegans, 1996 nucleotides. RefSeq names its product L-asparaginase 1-like. The record is from RefSeq and is a predicted model, not a curated record. The transcript has 3 exons. Bases 104 to 1921 code for a protein of 605 amino acids. Gene Ontology annotation, molecular function: asparaginase activity; protein binding. NCBI's taxonomy places the organism in Eukaryota, Metazoa, Arthropoda, Insecta, Diptera, Drosophilidae.